Metarhizium brunneum ARSEF 3297 is the source of this 3711-nucleotide messenger RNA. RefSeq names its product Ankyrin repeat and KH domain-containing protein 1. The record is from RefSeq and is a predicted model, not a curated record. Gene Ontology annotation, biological process: nucleoside metabolic process. NCBI's taxonomy places the organism in Eukaryota, Fungi, Ascomycota, Sordariomycetes, Hypocreales, Clavicipitaceae. Gene Ontology annotation, molecular function: protein binding; catalytic activity.
AUGUCACGCGACGAUUACACUAUUGGAUGGGUUUGUGCAUUGCCUCUUGAACUGGCGGCCAGUAAGAUCAUGCUCGACCAAGUUCAUGAUCUCUUGCCGACACUUCACGGCGAUACCAACUCCUACACACUGGGGAGCAUAUGGCAUCACAAUGUUGUUAUGGCUUGCCUUCCAAUAAGUCAAGUCGGGACAAAUCAUGCGGCAAUUGAAGCGACAAACAUGAAGAGGUCGUUCCCAUCCCUCCGAAUGUGCUUGGUGGUAGGAAUCGGCGGCGGAGUGCCGAGCAAAGCCGACGUGCGGUUGGGCGAUGUUGUUGUCGGAACAAGGAUAAUGCAGUACGAUAAAGUGAAGACGAACCCGGAAGGAGAAGAGCGAACAGAGGUCUACAAACUUAUACCACGCGCCCUUGGAACUGCCUUGUCGCAUUUCGCAGCGGAGGACAAAUAUACACCGCUCAACAGUCGAUUCUCGUCUAUACUGCAAGAGAAAUUAGCAAACGAAAACCACCGCAAGUUCCGUCCUCCGAAUUUGGAAGAUCGCCUCUUUCAGGCAAAUUAUGAACAUAUAAGUUCAGAGGCUAGCUGUGAUAGAUGUGACUCUUCGCGACUCAUGAUAAGAGGGCAGCGAAAGACAAAUACGGUAGUCCAUUAUGGAGGGAUCGCUUCCGGAAACAAAGUCAUGAAAUACGGUAGAAAGAGGGACGAAAUCGCGGAAGAGCUAGACGUCAUAUGCUUUGAGAUGGAAGCCGCUGGUAUAGUGGACGUCAUAGAUUGUCUCGUAAUUCGAGGAAUCUGCGACUACUCGGAUUCACAUAAAUCCAAGGAAUGGCAGGACCAUGCGGCUGUCGCUGCCGCCGCCUAUGCAAAAGGGUUUCUGGGGAUGAUACCAAUGACUGAAUUCCAGUCGACGACUACGAAUCUUUCUCGUUCUCCUCAACAUAUACCUCGCGAGGGCCAAAACGCUAUGUUAGCAUCUCUCAGGUUCAAUAGCAUGUCUUUUCGCAAACAUGCAAUCGAAAAAAAUCAUGACAAGACCGGUCAAUGGCUCUGGAACCACCCCUCCUUUCAAGAAUGGCUUGACCCAGCAUUGUUGUCGAGACACCCGGGCUUCAUAUGGAUCCGUGGUAAGCCAGGUGCUGGCAAAUCGACGUUGAUGAAAUUCGCAUGGCUUCAGACACAAAGGGAAUAUCAGCAGGCUUGCCGUGACCGAAAGAUGAUAGUUGCCUCUUUUUUCUUCAACGCCAGAGGCGAGACACUGGAAAAGUCAGCCUCGGGGAUGUAUCGGUCGCUGCUUGUCCAACUCCUAGAGCAUUUUCAUGACCUGCAGAGAGUACUUGACAGUCGAGACCUUGAAGAGUUGCUGAAUCUGGACAGCUACCCUUUAGUAGUUCUGAAAGAUCUUCUCCAAGACGUAGUAUCGGAGCUGGGAAACCGCGCCUUCUUCGGCUUCAUCGAUGCUUUGGAUGAGUGCCAUGAAUUGCAACUCAUGGAUAUGGUUCGGUACUUCGAAGAACUGGCGGAGCAUGCAACACAGAAAAGCAUUCCACUUCGAAUCUGUUUCUCCAGCCGUAACUAUCCCUAUAUCAACAUACAAAGAGGUGUAGAGCUGAGGCUGGAUUAUCAAUCCGGUCAUGCCCAAGACAUAGCGAACUACGUUCGGAGCGAAUUGCGGAUUGAAAAUCCUACCUUACACGAACAACUGGUUUUUCAAAUUCUCAAGAAAUCUGCAGGUGUGUUCCUGUGGGUUGUUCUUGUUGUGGACAUACUAAAUAAGGAAGAAAGAGACGGCCGACCAGCCUUCACAAACCGCCUAUCAGAACUACCAUCUGGAUUGAGCGACCUAUUUGAAAGUAUAAUAAAGCGUGAUAAUGAUAAUGUGGAUGAUUUAAAACUGUCUCUUGGGUGGAUUCUUCUGGCUCCACGACCACUGGAAUUGGAAGAAUUCUAUCACGCCUGCUGGCAUUUCAAGGACCCAAUGUUAGCAAAACAAUACACCAAGGAUCGAGGAGAAAAAUACGUGCUCAGUUCCACAAAGGGUCUUGCUCAGGUUGCGCAAUCCACGCCACCAAUUGUGCAAUUUAUACACGAAUCAGUGCGAGAUUACCUUCUCAAAGACGACGGUCUUCGGAAACUAUGGCCUAAUCUUCCAUUUAAAUGGAAGGACAUGAGACAUGAUCAACUGAAGCACUAUUGCUGUAGAUACAUCCAGCACGCUAUCAACUCUGCACAUAUUAACAGCCCUGACGUUGAGAAUGACGAUAUCUCAAAGAGGCUUCCAUUAUUGCGUUAUGUAACUCAGAAUGUCCUCCACCAUGCUGAAAACGCUGCGGACUCCAUUUGUCAGGGUGUAUUUCUGGAAAAGUUUCCUACUGCCCAAUGGGCAAGUCUUGACAAUAUGUAUGAGAAAUAUAAUAUUCGCCGACUUAGCCCAAAAGUGGAUCUUCUCUAUAUACUUGCACAGAGGGGAUUCCCGAAUCUCAUCCGAACGAGGCUUCAAAAUCAUCCGAAUAUUCUUAUACGCGGCGAAAGACUCAAGUACCCGCUGUUUGCCGCUUUGGCUAACGGUCACAAAGACGCCGUAGCUGCUCUAUUUAAUUUACCUUCGACCAUCUAUGAUGGAGAGGACAUCACAGCGGGCGUGAACUAUAAAAAAGAUUACCACGGUCGCACACCACUCUCAUGGGCCGCCCAGGAGGGUAAAGUUGGUCUCGUUAAGCUGCUUCUCCUCGCACAGGCGGAUGUCAAUGAGCGUGACAAUGCGGGACAAAGACCGCUUUUUAGAUCACAACCCAAAAGACAUUUUCCAGUGGCAGAGCUUCUUAUCAAAGCCGGCGCUGAUGUGAACGAAAAGGGCUACAUGUACACCAACGGGAAUUCAGCCAUGCGUGUGACCCCACUCAUGCAUGCCUCAGCCGAAAAUGAUGAGAUAUUUGCAAGAUUCCUCAUCCAGAAUGGCGCAAAAGUCGAUACGAUCUGUUAUGAAGGUGAAAUGGGAGUAGUAGAAACAGCACUGACAAUUGCCUCGCGCCAUGGCUACGAGGCAAUGGCAAAAUUUCUCAUUGAGAACGGCGCAUUAGAUGGUGAUUGGGAUAAGGACAUCAAUGCACUCGCACCAGCCGCCGAGAAUGGCCAUAUCGGUGUGGUUGCGCUUCUCACUGAAAAUGGCAUACAUCCAUACACGAAACGUUGUGGAGGUUUUGCGCUUGUGAAAGCAUUGCACUAUGGCCAUGUUGCAAUAGCCAGUCUAUUGAUCAGCAGGGGGGCAGAUGUAGAGUUUCUGACAGACGUUUGGGACAAGCCUUCGUCAUGCUCGCCACUUGCGGCGGCGUCCAGCAAUGGCCAUGAAUCCCUGGUUAGGCUGUUGAUUAGCAAGGGGGCGCGCAUAGGUCGUCCAUGUGCAUCUUUUUUUGUUAAGUCGCCGCUUCUUGGUGCUGCGUGUAAUGGUCAAGAGGCAAUAGCCAAGCUGUUGAUUAGAGAGGGGGCGUGUGUAAAUGAGGUUGCUGGCUCUACAACGCCACUUAUAGCUGCCUCCAAGGCUGGUCAUGGGGCAAUGGUCAAGCUACUCAUCGAUAACGGGGCGGAUGUAAAUCAAGUCUGCAAGUCAUAUUUAUGUGAUCCAGGGACGACGACGCCGCUGGAUGCUGCCUCGAAGGGGGGUCAUGAAGCUGUGGUACAGCUACUUCUAGAACACGGCGCACGAACCAAACAGUGA